AUGGCAUUGAUUACUCUUAUUGUGAUAUUUUAUUAUCUAUCACUCAUAAAUGCUCAUUUUCUACCUGAACCAACGGAAUUUCAUACGAUUUUCGAACAAACUUCAAUAACAACGGCGGCAGCUCCUACGACGAAAGUUGAUCCAUCGAAAUGCAUUGAUGAUGAAUGUAAUGCACGCUUAGCAGCUAAAAUCGAAGUUCAUAGUUAUGAAUUAGAAUAUAUUUACAAUAAUACAAACCAAACAGUAAUUCAAGGAGAAGUGACGAUCCAUUUCACAUUGAAAGAACCUAUUCAACAACUUAUCUAUCAUGGGAAGCGUUUCAUAGAACUUGAAGAACCAGUUCUGUAUGAAGAUGGUGUGAACCGUUUGGUAUCAAUGCGAGUAUAUUCGCCCAAUGACUUCAUCAGUUUGCGUUUAAUGACAACAAACUCAAGUUUUAAUCCAAAUCGAUAUACUUUGAAACAAAGAUUUAGGGUUAGUUUGGUCGAUGGUAAUAUUGGCUUUUAUCAAAGCGUGUAUAAAGAUAGCAAUGGAACGGCAGGAAAGUUGCUAGCUUCGAAAUUCCAGCCAACUGAUGCCCGAAAAGCUUUUCCUUGCUUUGAUGAACCACAAUUGAAAGCGAUUUUCAAAAUUACUAUUGUUCAUCCACUUGACACAAUUGCAAUUGCAAAUUUUCCCAGCAUCGAAGAAAGUUUGGAGGGUGAUCUACGACGAACAAGAUUUGCCGACACAUUUCGCAUGAGUACUUACCUUGCUGCAUGGGCUGUUCUUCCAAAUACAUACGGAAAACUAGCGAGCACCCAUAAUGAACCAGAGAUAAUUGUCUGGGCUCGUCCUGAACCGACAGAGAAAGGUCAUACCGACUUAGCAUUGGAAAUCGCAAUCAAUUCUGUAUCAUAUUUUACGGAUUAUUUCAAUACAUCAGAGCCUGUUACUUCAAAAAUUGAUCUUUUGGCUGUUCCUGACUUUGCCUCGGGUGCUAUGGAAAACUGGGGUUUAAUUUCAUUUCGGGAGGAUCGCAUAAUCUUCGAUGAGAAAUCCGCAUCAAUUCUUCAAAAACAACAACUAGGCGAGACAAUGGCACAUGAAAUCGCUCAUUUCUGGUUCGGUAAUUAUGUGACAUGUAAAUGGUGGGACGAUUUAUGGUUGAAUGAAGCGAUGGCAACAUGGCUUUCCUACAAGCCAUUCACUACGAAAUAUCUUGAUUGGAACAUGGAAUUACAAGCGUUGACUGAAGAAGUUAUACCUGUUAUGUGGGAUGAUGCGAAACCAUCAUCACAUGCUAUUAUUGUUCGAAAUGUAACGAGUCCUGCUGAUAUUACGAGUAUAUUUGACUCGAUAACUUACUCAAAAGGCGCAAGUGUUCUACGUAUGUUAGAGAAAAUUGUCGGUUCAGAUACAUUUCGUGAUGGUUUGCGCGAUUAUUUGUAUUCAAAUGCGUGGGAUGUGGGCGAUCCAACGGUCUUCUAUAACAAAUUAUUUACUAAUAUCAGUGGAGAAGAAUUUAUGAAGAAUUGGCUCGAAGAAGCAAAUUUUCCGAUUUUGAAUGUACAUUUGCGUGCAAAUGAUAGUGGAACAUACGUCACAUUUAACCAAUCACGUUUUAUCAUUUCUAAUGCAUUAGAUUCAUCGAAUCUUACUAGUGAUUAUCGAUGGAAGAUCAAUAUUCAGUGUGUUUUAGGUGGAAACUCUUCCGAUGUUGUCAUUGCAAAUGGUACCAUUAAUUUUCUUCUUGAAACUGAAGAAGAAAACAUCUACUUGCCUGAACAAUUCUAUACUUGGAUAAAGUGUAAUCGUGAUUUUCAAGGUUUCUACGUCACAAACUAUUCAUCGGAUGCGUCCAUACCAUCAAACUGGCAGCAUCUCUCAGAUAUUUUGGAAUCUCAUCCAACAUUCUUUUCAGAUGAAGAUAAAGUUAAUUUAAUUCAAGACACAUUUUUACUUGCUUAUAGAGGUUUAGUCGAUUACAUUGAACCAUUGCGCAUCAUUCAAUCGUUAGUGAAAAUCGAUAGUAAACAAUUUGUUAUUUGGCGUACAUUUCAAUGGCACUUGGAAGUCUUAACUGAUUUAGUUGAAUUCUUACCUAAUCUUUGGCCGAAAUUUAAAGAGUUCGCAAUUAAACAAAUUUUCCUAUCCAGGUCAACUAUUGACGAUAUUUUAGAAACAAAUUCGACGGAUGAUCAUAAUACCAGAUUAAUAAAAGGUAUACGAUUUGCAUUUCUCUGUCGAAUGGAUCAUAAAGACGCUAUCAAACGCGCUAGUGAACUAUUUCGAUCGAUUCCAGUUGAAUACUUCAACGGUGGUCAAGUCGAUACAAACAUCAGUGCAGAUUUCUUGUCAACGAUCUACAUCUGUCAUAUAAGUAAUUAUGACAAUGCAAGUGACUGGGAAAUGAUGUAUAAUUAUUACAAAAUUGCCGUGUCACCACAAGAACAAACACGAGCUUUAAUAGCGAUCAGUUCGACGGAGAAUCGAGAUCGAUUGAAUCGUUUGUUGGAAGAUGGUAUUAAAGGUGAACCACAUACGAUCAAACGACAGGAUUUUUUUUCAAUGAUUACCUAUAUGAGUCGUAACCCAGUCGGCCGAGAUGUAGUAUGGACGUUUUACAAGGAGAAUUAUCAAAGACUUGUUGAUGUUUAUACACUCGAAAGUCGUCGAUUAGGUACAGCUAUUGGUACAAUCUCACAUUCAUUUGAAAAGCAGUUAUAUCUUGAUGAAAUGAAUGAAUUCUUCAUCUUGCAUCCAAAUGCAGGUGCUGGAACAUAUCCACGUAAACAGGCAAUUGAUCAAGUGAAUAUGAAUAUCGAAUGGAUCAAAUCUCGAGAAGAAAAUAUGAUCAAAGCGUUUGACUUACUUUCACAAGACGAUCCAAAUAUAUCAUCAGUGCUCCCAACAGGAAAAGGAAACAAUAAACCUGAAUUUUCCACUCCAUCAUCGGAAAACAUUCGACUCAUCUCAAUGGAAAAUUCCGACAAAGUCCAGCUUAUUUUACGCGUUUUUAUCUUUGACAAUUUGACUGAUUAUGCUCGUACAUACAUCAUCAACCAUACGAUUUACUCGCGAAAUGCACCAUCCAAUAGCAUCUCCAUAUUCGACAGUAUGGAGAAUACCGCCAUUCACUCCCUCUAUUGUAUGAAUGUGGAGUGUGGCGCUAGAAUCUUAUUCGAAGAAGUUUAA
Messenger RNA from Adineta ricciae, 3177 nucleotides. Lineage: Eukaryota; Metazoa; Rotifera; Eurotatoria; Adinetida; Adinetidae. The record is from the annotation of a GenBank genome assembly.